Molecule: messenger RNA, 1425 nt
Organism: Seriola dumerili (greater amberjack)
Lineage: Eukaryota; Metazoa; Chordata; Actinopteri; Carangiformes; Carangidae
Gene: tmem19
Product: transmembrane protein 19
Exons: 8
Coding region: 246-1253 (335 amino acids)
Cellular component (GO): membrane
Source: RefSeq, a predicted model, not a curated record
UUUCCCUCCGGUGUUUGACAGUGAGCUUCAGCUGAGAAGUGAUUUCAUUUUUAUUGACUUAUUAUUUACCAUAAAUAUAUACAUUUUAGUUGCUUUUCGGCAACAUUAACCUCCUUUAGCCCACUGUCGACGAGCCAAAGAUACAUUCGGGCUAAACUUAGCCAACUUUGCUGUCGAAGUAGGUUAAAGAGAGCGACGUCAACUCGUGAUGGCUCCGGAGAUAACCGCUCGAUUCGUCUGUCACCAUGAGCUCUGAGAAGGACAUGCUGCUGAAGGAGUAUGUCAAGAUGAUGACUGAUAUGAUUGUGCUGUGUGCCACUUUGGCACUCUCCCUCUUCUUCUGGGUCCUCUCCCUGUCCAUCAGCAACUACUAUGGCACCCUGCAGCCUGUGUCACCAUGGCGGUGGCUGCUCUCCAUCCUGGUUCCCCUCGUGCUGAUGAUUCGGGCGCUGAAGAGACGCAGUUUGGAUCGCACAGGAGCCCUGGGAGCUCUCCUGGUGGGAUUUGUGUUGAUGAUGGCCAACUACAGCUUCUUCUCGUCUCUGCUGGCCUUCUUCAUCAGCUCCUCCAGACUCACCCGCUGGGGAGGAGCACAGAAGAAGAAAAUAGACGCAGAGUACAAAGAAGGGGGCCAGAGGAACUGGGUUCAGGUCUUCUGUAAUGGAGGAGUUCCCACAGAGCUGGCUCUGCUGUAUAUGAUAGAGGUGGGUCCAGGUGAGAUCCCCAUCGAUUUCGGUAAACAGUACUCUGCUUCCUGGAUGUGCCUCUCUCUGGUGGGCGCGCUCGCCUGCAGCGCUGGGGACACCUGGGCGUCAGAGGUGGGACCUGUGCUCAGCCAAACACAGCCUAGACUCAUCACCACCUGGAAGGAAGUCCCAGCAGGAACAAACGGAGGAGUUACUCCUGUCGGACUGGUCGCCAGCUUCCUCGGUGGACUCUUGGUGGGCUUCGCUUACUUUGUAACGCAGCUUCUAUUGAUCAACGACCUGCACCUGGCGGACCCCCAGUGGCCGAUCGUAGUUUACGGCGGUGUGGCUGGCCUGGUGGGAUCGAUGCUGGACUCUUUCCUGGGAGCUCACAUGCAAUACUCAGGCUUCGACUCGAGCAUCGGGAAGGUGGUGAGUUACGAGUCCGCCACCACCCAGCGGAUCUGUGGGAAACCCAUCUUGGACAACAACGCGGUCAACCUGUUCUCCUCCGUCCUCAUCGCCCUCGUUCUGCCCGGGCUGGCGUGGGGGCUGUGGCCGCGAUAGACUGACCGCUGAUUUUCCAAACCAGUUGAGUUGUCUGUUGCUUAUUAUUGGUGGCAAAAGCAUCUGCACACUGAUCAUACUAACACAACACACACUGCCUGUAUUAUUAUGAUGGACGGGCUUGAGAGGCUCUGAUCAUUAUUAAAAAGAAAAAAAAAAAAAAAGCAUUAAC